Molecule: messenger RNA, 2406 nt
Organism: Fusarium mangiferae
Lineage: Eukaryota; Fungi; Ascomycota; Sordariomycetes; Hypocreales; Nectriaceae
Exons: 4
Coding region: 1-2406 (801 amino acids)
Molecular function (GO): FAD binding
Source: RefSeq, a predicted model, not a curated record
AUGGAGAAAAUAUCUGAGCGGACAGUCAUCAUUGCGGGAGGAGGUAUAUCCGGCCUCUCCCUUGCCAAUAUGCUAGAGAAGGCCGGUAUACGCUACAUUUUGUUGGAAUCUCAUGACGAAAUCGCACCGCAAGUUGGCGCAAGUAUUGGUCUUCAAUCAAGCGGACUUCGAAUCCUCGAUCAGCUUGGUUGCGCCGAUGAUCUCAUGUCAUUGGUCGACAUUCCACUCAACAAUACCUACAUACGAUACCCCGAUGGUUCAGUGAUAAGGCAUCAUAUCAAUGUCCAAGAUCAUUUAAUUGAGAGACACGGCUAUCCCACUAUUUUUAUCGACAGGCAGAUGCUGAUGCAGGUUCUGUACGAUAAGCUCGAAUCAAAAGCCUCAGUACAUGCUGGCCAGAAAGUGGUUUCAGUUCUGGAGCUAGACAACGGCGUCCAAGUUACGACAGAUAAAGGCAAGGUUUUCAAAGGAGAUAUUCUCGUCGGAGCCGAUGGGAUCCACAGUACGGUCCGAAAAGAAAUGUGGCGCAUUGCGUCGCCGGGAUACUUUCCUGCUGACGAGUGGUCAAGAGUGCCGUGCUAUUACAAGUGCAUCUUUGGCAUCUCACGCCCCAUUAAAGAGCUCACGCAAGGCAGUCACUACAUCUACAACGACAAAUUCUCUUAUCUCGUUCUGUUCGGGCCUGGGGGCAAAUUCUACUGGUUCCUAUUUGUCAAACUGCCGGCUCCUCUAUAUGGCCGUGAUAUCCCGAGGUAUACCAAGGCCGACGAAGAGAAGUUGGCUCUACAGCAUGCAUCCGAUCAGAUCACUCCCGAAGUUACCUUUGGUCAACUAUAUGGAGCUAGAACUAGUUCUACCCUAACACCACUCCAUGAGUAUGUUUUCGAAAAAUGGCACUAUAACCGUAUCAUCACCAUCGGCGAUGCAGCUCAUAAGUUUGAGCCAUUGACCGGUCAAGGCGGUAACUGCGCAAUUGAGACUGCAGCGUCUCUUGUGAACCACCUUACUUCAGAUGAGGGCACGGACUGGAGCAAUGCACAAACCGAAGCUGCUUUUUCCGCCGUCCAAGAUGAACGUUUGCAGAGGGUCCAAUGGCUCGUCGACGACGCCCACAAGAUCCAGCAAAUACAUGCUAUGGCAACACCUCUCCUAGCGACUAUCGGUCCAAUCUUGGCUCGUCUUUCAAGCACACAAACUGUACUUGAACUAGGUGCACGCAAAGUCAUUGGUGCAACGCGAAUAAAUAGCAUUGCUAUACCUCGACGACAACAUACAGUCCCAUUCAACGAUGAGCUACCCUCUCAGCCUCUUUCUUGGAGCUGGCUUCCUGUUGGCCUAGGAGCAAUUAGCCAGGCAGCAAUAUUCCGGCUCGCGACACAGAUUCUUGGACCAUUGGAGAUCCCAGCUACUUUCGGCGGCGAGCCUCUGGUGAAGCAUUACACAGGGCUUGUUACCUUGGAUAAGAUCUUGUCACACUUGGUUGCUGUAUUUGGAGUUCCUCUUGCUUCGGAUAACGUGGCGGCGAACCUGCAGUGGAUUUCUUUCACGCCGCUGUUGUUGUCAACUACACUUGACUGGACUUUGGAGAGCUACCAAGUUGGUUCAAAGGGUCUCCUAACUUCCUUUUCGUCGAUCUUCAGCACCAUUUACCAAUUGAAGGCGGUCGGACGUAUCGCACCUCUAUAUCAUUUGAUUGCAGUAUGCGAGAGUGUCUUCAGGGGAUCUGUAGCCCCAACAACCAACCGUGCGAUCGACAAGGAAGUGGUGGAGGCUUUCGUGCCCGGCAUCACCCUAGGAUACAUUAUUCCCACUGCACUGAUGCUCUGGUCAUUUAAGAAUAAGGAAACUUGGCAGAAGGCCACUGCUCUUUGGCAGCCAUUCCCUGUUUACGUUGGUCUCAUUACUACUGGUCUAUCGACUUUCAUGCGCGGAAGGUGGGCCAGAGACACGCCUCGACCCUCGAAAGAGAUUUCAGGCCCCAGAAAGCGAAAGACCGAAACUCACUCCCUAUUGAGAUCUGUAUACAUGUUCGGAACCGCAGCCACAGCACUUGUCCAUAUAUACACUCUCUACCGCACAGCAUCGAGUCCAGACCUCAGCUUUUCUGGUGUUUUUGGCAGCAUCAGAUACAUAGUGUCUGGUGCAUCUCCAUCUGAUCCAUCAGACAAGAUUCACGCGUUCUUACAACGCGACAUGUUCUUAAAUGCGGUUUCUGUUCUUGCCAAUAGCUUCUACCGGACUCUUACUCUGCGCCGUUUAGGCUAUAUCACUAGCAAGGAAGCUUGGACGGCUUCUUUAGCAGCAUUAGUCGCGCAACCAGUACUUGGACCGGCUGCAACUCAUAUUGCGUUUCUUGGGUGGAGAGAGGAGAUGUUUAUGAGGAUCGAUAGAAGGAUCAAUAUAUAG